AUGCAUCGGGUGUCGCUUUCUCUCAUUUUCAUCUUUUUCUUCAUAUUAUUUAUCCUUCUCUCCCUAUCUGACUCAUUUUUCUUCUUGACCAUUUCUUCCUAUCUAUACAUCUCCUUUACCCUUCUAUCUAUCUCAUUUUUCUUGUUUACUCUACCUUCCCCAUCUCUAUCAAUUAAAGACCAACCAUUGGCUAUCCAACAUGUCGCCACGACAUACAUUUAUCUCCUCCCUUUACGCCCUGAUAUCAAACUCGUUCAUUUACCCUCUAACUCUUUUUUAUUUUUUUUCCAAAAAUCUAAUAUUUUGUUUUGCGUUCCGCAUUUUUCUAUUUUCUUUCUUCAACUGAUUCUUCCUUUUAUUUUGUACGAUUUACAAUUCUUUUGUCUUUCUUUCUUUACUUAUAUAUUUUUGACAUUUUUGCUUAUUUUUUUCUUAUUUUUUAUUUCUUUUGUUCUUAUUUUUAUUUCUUCUUUAUUCUUUCUUUACUCAUUUUCCUUCCGUUUCCCUGUUUUUUUUCAUUCAUUUUCCUUCGUUCAUUCAUCCUUUUUUGUUUGCUUUUACUUUCUUUAUCUAUUUCGGUAUUUAUUUACUUUCUUUCUUAACGUUGACAUGUUCUUUCUUUAUUUUUCCUAA
Molecule: messenger RNA, 633 nt
Organism: Acanthosepion pharaonis
Lineage: Eukaryota; Metazoa; Mollusca; Cephalopoda; Sepiida; Sepiidae
Source: the annotation of a GenBank genome assembly